Molecule: messenger RNA, 612 nt
Organism: Melanaphis sacchari
Lineage: Eukaryota; Metazoa; Arthropoda; Insecta; Hemiptera; Aphididae
Product: neuroglian-like
Exons: 5
Biological process (GO): dendrite self-avoidance; axon guidance; homophilic cell-cell adhesion
Cellular component (GO): axon; plasma membrane
Molecular function (GO): cell-cell adhesion mediator activity
Source: RefSeq, a predicted model, not a curated record
GUCGUGGGUGUUCGGUUGUUAAAUUUCACCAAGUGAGAAUAUAAUAAAAAUAUAUUUUAAUAAUUGUCAAGCAUUUAAUCAAUAUAUUUGGAGUUUAACAACAUGAAAAUGUACAGUAUUUACAUGCAUUUAUUGUGCUUUGCUGAAUUUCUUAUAACAGCUUCAUCUAUAUAUCAAUGUCCACCAAGAAUUGUCAAAGAGCCAUCUACAGAUGAAUUAAUAUUACAAAAAGCCAUUAUUGAAAAUCAAAACUUUAGACCGUUUGUAAUUGAUUGUGAAGCAGAAGGAGAACCUGCUCCAAAGUAUCGAUGGAUGAAAAAUGGUAAGAAUUUUGAUUGGCAGGCAUACGAUGAAAGGAUAACUCAACAACCUGGCAGCGGUUCAUUAACAGUUACCGAACCCAGAGAUGAAGAUCUCGGACAAUAUCAAUGUUUUGCAGAAAAUCUUUGGGGUACGGCUACUUCUAGACCUGUGAUGGUUGUAAAGGCUGAAUUAAAUUCGUUUAAAAAUGAACCAAUACUCUAUGUUGAAGUUAUAGAAGGUGAUACACUUGAACUUGAUUGUAAUCCUCCUACUGGAUAUCCUAAGCCAAAUGUUUAUUGGCUUAUAAAA